UUCCAGAAAGAUGCCCUGUCCUAGUGAUUGCAACGAAGAAGAAGGGAACUUCGCCGCGCUCGGCUGCAACAUUCCCCAGCGAUGUUCGCGCUGCGCGCUUCAGCUCGAAGAUCCGCCGAUGCCGGUCGGCGGCUCCUCCAAAGCACCCAGGGGGUGCGAGGAAUUCGUAUCGGGAACACGGAGGUUCCUGAUGAUAAGAGGCUGACGUAUUCUCUCCAACGUAUCAAGGGCAUUGGCCGCUCCACCGCUCGCCAAAUACUGUGUGAGCUCCAGAUUGAGAACAAGCCGACCGGGAAAUUGUCGGGGAUAGAGCUCGAGUCGCUUCGCAACGAGGUCCUCAACUACGACAUCGGACAUAAUUUGGACAAAGAGAAUGCCAGUUGCAUUAAGAGACUGGUUGACAUAAAAAGCUACAGGGGAAUCAGGCACAUAGAUGGCUUGCCGUGCAGAGGGCAGCGUACGAGAACGAAUGCCCAUACCAGGAAGAACAGGGGAACUCCUUUUGCUGCAUUUAAGAUGACUUCCCAUAGGUAGUCUGGAGGUGUACCAGAGCUGGAGCUGAACUGGUUUGCUUGCAUUCAUUAGGGAACUGUCCUGAAGUCCGAAUACUUAGGUAACAGGAGUUGAGUUUUUGUCGAGCUAAAGAAAAAGAAAUUACAAGGGUUGGUUUGCUCUGACCAGUAAGGUUCAAAUUCUUAUUUACUGAUUAUGGUGGAACUUUUCCCGCUUGAGGUGGUUGUCUUUUCAUCAUUAUACUCUGCUAAUCACGAUUGAAAUGUGAACGGUGUAAACAGUGGCAAAUAAGCUGAGCCGGUAGACUUUGGUGUUC
Eucalyptus grandis is the source of this 829-nucleotide messenger RNA. RefSeq names its product 30S ribosomal protein S13, chloroplastic-like. Gene Ontology annotation, biological process: translation. Gene Ontology annotation, molecular function: structural constituent of ribosome; RNA binding. The coding region runs from base 82 to 534 and encodes 150 amino acids. NCBI's taxonomy places the organism in Eukaryota, Viridiplantae, Streptophyta, Magnoliopsida, Myrtales, Myrtaceae. The record is from RefSeq and is a predicted model, not a curated record. Gene Ontology annotation, cellular component: small ribosomal subunit; ribosome; mitochondrion. The transcript is spliced from 3 exons.